Messenger RNA from Cotesia congregata, 1617 nucleotides. The record is from the annotation of a GenBank genome assembly. Lineage: Eukaryota; Metazoa; Arthropoda; Insecta; Hymenoptera; Braconidae.
AUGUUUGAGUCGAGUCAGGAAGAUCAACAAUUAACACGGCAAUAUUUUGAUAAGCAACCUGUGCAGCCUGUUAUUUAUAACUCUGUUAAAUUCGAUGUUGAAGAUGGACCAUGUAAAGAGCCACUCUUGCCAUCAAGUAAAAGAAAUUCAUACAGGAUGACGCCCACCGGUGGAAGAUCCCGUACAGUUUCGGAGACAAACGCGACCGCGGUAUCAAUACCCUUGACAGAAUCAGCUGAUGAAUGUCAUGAAAUAACAAUCUUGGACGAAGCCACGGAAGGUGGACGUUUGCCGGACGUCGUCGCUGAAAGCAGAUUUCGUGAUGAUAGCGGUGAAGAACAACUUGAGUCUUAUCUUGCCAUUACAAUUCAAGUUUUUAUUCCUUUCCUUGUCGCGGGUCUUGGUAUGGUCGGAGCUGGUCUUGUUCUUGACCUUGUUCAGCAUUGGAUAGUGUUUGAAAAAGUAAACGAACUCAUGAUCCUGGUACCUGCGCUGCUGGGGCUUAAAGGAAAUUUGGAGAUGACUCUCGCAUCACGACUUUCAACUCAAGCCAAUCUUGGUCACAUGGACGCGCCUAAGCAGCAGUGGUACAUGAUAGUCGGGAACUUAGUCUUAAUUCAGUGUCAAGCAAUCGUAGUCGGUUUUCUGGGAUCAGUCGUAGCAAUUCUAAUGGGAGCAGUGAAGAAUGGAACAGUAUCAUUAGACCACGUGUAUCUUUUAUGUGCGAGCAGUUUAGUGACCGCAUCCCUGGCAUCAUUUGUCCUCGGAUUAAUAACAGCUGGAGUAAUUGUCUUCUCUCGUCACUGCAACAUAAAUCCUGACAACGUAGCCACGCCGAUAGCAGCCAGUCUAGGCGACAUAACGUCGUUAGCACUGCUAUCCUGGAUUUCCACGAUUCUGUACGAGGCUAUCGGUAAGCAGGACUGGUUAGCGCCUCUGAUAAUCGCCUGCUACAUCCUGGUAACGCCGCUCUGGGUGUGGAUAGCUAAGCGGAAUAAAUACACCAACGACGUGCUGUACUCCGGGUGGACCCCGGUGAUGGUGGCAAUGCUGAUCAGCAGUUGCGGAGGCUUGAUCCUAGAUUUUAUGGUAUCAAGAUUCGAGACACUGACUGUGUUUCAGCCGGUGAUCAAUGGUGUAGGUGGUAAUCUGGUUGCGGUCCAGGCCUCGAGAAUAUCGACAGCUUUGCACAAGCAAGCUGAUCUUGGCACGCUAUUGAUACCACCUGGACACACUCAUCCAGUGAUAUUCAUAACGCCAAUUGCUAAUUUUUUUGGCAAAGGACAUCACUCAAGAACGACACGGGUGUUGAUGGCGAUGGUCAUUCCCGGUCAUAUUAUAUUUAUUUACAUGAUUAAAUACAUGAAAGACGGUGAUACUGCACUGACACCACUCUUUGUAUUUGUUUACCUCUGCGCGGCGAUGCUACAAGUCGCGGCGUUGCUCUACAUCGCGUAUAUCAUGAUCCACUGGAUGUGGAAGCGGAAAAUAGAUCCAGACAACUCAGCGAUUCCUUAUCUGACGGCCAUGGGAGAUCUUCUAGGUAUCAGCUUACUAGCUAUAGCUUUUCAAUUUUUGUAUCUCGUUGGAGAUCAAGACUACGACGGUGCCAUUUAG